AUGUAUGUAUAACCCUAUGAUGCCUUUUUUUAAAAAUUCUAAAAAAAUGGGAAAAUAACUAGGACUGAUUUGAUAACUAUUUUGUAGGCUAUGAAUUACAAUGAAAUGUAAAUAAACAAUGUAUUAUCCAAAUUUAAUGAUGAUGAAAUAAGUAAAAGUAAUUAAGUAUAUAGAUUAUAAUUAGUUUAUGCUUUGUAUUAUGGUUCCAAAUAUUCCUACUUAUAGAUUCCCUACUCAACCAUAGUAACCUAUUCCAUAAAGAAUAGAGUAAGAUUGGAAUUAACAAAAAUUUACUUAAGAAUAAUAAUAAUAAAUCUAUGAUGAAUUCAAAAGCUUUUUAAAAGGCUAAGAAUAUGAAAAGGUAGUGAAUUUACUAUGUAAGAAGUUUUAAUGAAUAUUUUUAGAAUAGUAUAAAGAAAUGGAUUUGGUGAAUGUAAUAGAUUCACAAAGUAAAUAGAUUUGUUCUUAUAUUGUGGUGUAAUAUGAUAAUGAAGGAUUGGCAUUGAAAUUUUUAUCGUUAUUGACAGAUUUUAAAGUUAAUUUAAAUUUUAAGGAUUCAUUAAAAUAAUCAAUACUAUUUUACAUAUGUAGAGAUGGUAAACUAAAAUUACUUGAUUUUGUAUUAUCCUAAAAUGCAGUUAAUAUAGAUGAUCAAGAUUAAUAUGGAUAAACACCAUUAUUUUAUGCGGCUAGAGAUAAUAAAAUUGAUAUUGUAACUAGGUAUAUAUAAAAUAUUUGAUAUUAGACUUGUUUAAGUAGGAGCCAAUGUCAAUUUAGUUGACACACUAUCAAAUCAAACAGCAUUAUUUUAUUCAGCUAGAGAAGGAAAUGCUGAAAUAUGUAAAAUUUUAAUAGACGUAAAAACAUUUAUUUAAUAUAGAAUGGUUGUAAUCCAAAUCAUUAGGAUUAACAUAAAAAAACAGCUUAAUUCUUUGCAAAGAGAUUUUAAAGAAAAGAAGUGAUAGAAUUAUUUAAUUCAUAUUUUGGAAAAAGUAAAGAUGAUAAUAAACAAAAUUCUAAUUAUAAUAAUAAUGAUAAUAGUAAAGGAGAAUAACAAAAAUAAUAAAAGAAGAAAAAUAAGGAUUUACCAAAAUAAGCAUAUAAAUUAAUGUUUACUGAUGAAUAUGGUAAUCUUUAAGAAGUUACUUAAUCUGAAUUUGCUAGAUUUCAAUAAUAAUACCCUUAAAUAGCUAAUUUAAUAAUAAAUGCUGAUGAUUUAAUAGAUGACAAUGUUUUGAAUUCUAUUAAGGAUGAUGAACUUUGGGAAAAAGUAGCUAAAAAAGUGUUAUAAAUAUUAUGGAAAGCAAAAGGUGCAUAAUUAUUUCAUAAUCCUGUUGAUUAGAAAAAGUAUGGAAUAAAUGAUUAUUAUGAUAUUGUUAAAAAACCUAUGGAUUUUGGAACUAUUAAGGUAUUAUAAUAAUAUUAAAUAGCAAAAAUUAAAUACAAAUCAAUAUAAAAAUUGUAAAGAAUUCUAUAAUGAUAUUAUUUUGGUGUUUGAUAAUUGUGUAUUAUAUAAUGGAUCAGAAAAUGAUAUUGGUUAGAUUGGUCUCGCAUUAAAAUAAGAGUUCUUGAAUUAAGUAGAAUAAACUGGUCUAAAAAAACAUUUAUAAUGA
Messenger RNA from Paramecium pentaurelia, 1613 nucleotides. NCBI's taxonomy places the organism in Eukaryota, Ciliophora, Oligohymenophorea, Peniculida, Parameciidae. The record is from the annotation of a GenBank genome assembly.